Molecule: messenger RNA, 4452 nt
Organism: Caenorhabditis angaria
Lineage: Eukaryota; Metazoa; Nematoda; Chromadorea; Rhabditida; Rhabditidae
Source: the annotation of a GenBank genome assembly
AUGUCAGAAGUGAACUGGAUGAAUCGAGAAAAAUAUCUUCAUGAGAAGGUGAGUAGUUCGAAAAAAGUUCAAGUGAAAUGUGACUUUUUUGGGUUGUUUUCUUUUAUUUUUGUUGUUUGAAAAUAAUAAGUUUGAAGGCACUAUGUUUUUCUUGUGUUCAAGUUUUUUUAAAGUUUUCAUGUGUCUAUUUUCAAAUUUAGCACAGCAACGUUAGAAUUCAUUUGAACUUCCAAAUUUCAAAAAAAAAAUCGGAUUUGUUCAAACAAACAUUUUUCUGGUUGCCCACGGUUACUGUAGCUACCUAUAAAAAUUUGAAUUGUCUCGAUGAACGAGCCAAUUUCCUAAAAGUACUGUAUUUCUUUUUUUCUUCAGGUUUUCGAUACUUUGGGCCGCCCAUUAUCCCGUGCUGCAAGCAGACAAUCAAAAGAGCCAAAUUCGACAUCACCGUAAGUUUUUCACACACGGGAAAAUUAUCUGAAGAAUUAUUCUGUUCAGUAUUUAACAAAACAAUUCGAAUAAAGUUCCUUUUCCACGUCAUUUUUAUUAGACAAUAGUACCUUUUCCAUAUAUAUUAGUACAUACGGGUAAUUGAAUAUUUAUAUGGCUGAAAAUCGUGUAUUGUGACAGCUUUGUGUUAGUUUUGAAAUACGAAUAUACUUACUUUUUAUUUAUUUUUUUUUUGAGAAAAAGAAAACUAAAAAAAAAAGUAAAGUAAAAAAGUAUCUAGCUUAAAAAAUUAUAAAAAAGAGCCACAUUUCGAUCUAGAUAAUCCCCUCCUUCACUUCAUUUUUAUGUCACCAAUGAUAAUAAUAUUUCCGGCGAUGAAAAAGUUCAAACUUCUUCUUCUUCUUCUUCUCCCAUAAAUUCCACUUUUUUUGUUUCCUAAAAUAUUCUAUUUCCCAACCGACAUUAAUCAUCUGAAAAAGAGUUUCCUGCAUAGAAGUUUUUGUUGGCCUUUCCUUGUUUUUUGAUUUUUCCAGGAGAUUAUGUGGGAAAAACAAAUAGAAGUAAAGUUUUGGUGGUUUUUGAUGUGAAAAUUUUGGUUUUUUGAAGUCUUUGGGAUUUCCUUUUGAUGUAUUCAAUAGUUCAAGAGUUUCUAGACUGAAAAAAAGAAGAAAAACUAAAAAUAUGAAUUUUUCAAACCUCGGCUUUUGUCUUUCUUUAAAGAAUUUUCUCACGCCAAAAUGAACGCGGCGGCAGAAAAAAUAUUCAAAAAAAAAAACUAUAUAAUAACUGGAACUUUUUUGUUUUUCGAUAAAUAAAAUAUUUCAUUAUUUAUUUCUGUCAUUUUUUUCGCGCGAGGCGAAAAAACAAGAAAAAUUUGCAUAAAAAAUUCAUAAAUUAACAUUUUCAAGAUUCUUGGACUAUGACUAGUCACUCUCUUUUUUUUUCCAAUUUUCCUCGAAAAUCGUAACUUUAACUUUUUACUUUUUUUCGAGUCAAAAAUAUGUUUUUGCCAACUUUUUUCCUUCCUUCUGAAAAACCUCGUUUUUUUGUCGUUUUCUAAUUUAAUUUUUCGAUUUUCUUAGGUGUUUACAUUCAUACAAAUUCUAUUCUUCGUUACAGGAAAAAGUCAUAAGAUGUUAGUUGACGAGAUGUUAUGCUGGUAAGUCAGAAUAAAUGCACUUUUUCUCUAUUUUUCCCAAAGAAAAUGCCCUUUUCAAUAGAUAUCUAUUUUCUUUUCAUCAAAAAUGUCUAGUCAAUCGAGGAACAGGUUUUCACGUGCAGUCAUGUCCGAGUGGUUAAGGAGAUUGACUAGAAAUCAAUUGGGCUUUGCCCGCGCAGGUUCGAAUCCUGCUGACUGCGAACAUUUUUUGCUUAACUUUUUCAAGUUGAACAAUUUUUGUAAUACUUUUGCAAAAGUAAAUUGCACUUUUCGCCCUCAUCCCUAUUUUAUUAUCUUGUUUUCUCUUUUUUUCCAAAAACAUGAGGUGGUCCUAAUCUUCUUGCUCAAUGAUGUUUUGUGUCAAGGUCGGAUGCACAUUUCGUCUUUUUUAGCGCAGUUUGAUUUUCUAUUCUUACGACAAUAAAUUUUUUUCCGAGAAUAUUAUUCAUUCAAGAAAAGUUCAUAGUUUCUGAACUCUAAAAUAUAUUUAUUGGUGUAAAAAUAGCCACUUUUACACUAGAUCAAAAGUCCUUUUUCUUCCAACUUUAUUCAAAUUUAGUCAUCCAGAACUCUUCAGCCUGAAUAAUAUAAACUUUAAAAUAAAUAAUUCAAACGUUUUUCGAUGUCACAGCAGGUGAAACAUGUCUAUUUAUCAUCUGCUAGAAUUUUGUAUUUUUCUGGAAAUUUUCAGCAAUAUCAUAUUUCACUACUAGUACUUUUUUACUUUUCUUUUAUUUUUCUCCCCGGACAUACUAGUUUUUGUUUUUUUUUUCUCUGGUGACGUUCCAGAAAUUUUUAAUCAACGAAAAAAUAUCUGGGCACACACCAGGCAAAUUUAAUUAGAGAAUUUCAUUUAUCCAAACAAAAACAAACACAUAAAAAAUCGCUGUGCACAGGUCAAAAAUUAUAAAUAUCUAGAAGGGGCGGAGUCAAAGCUCCACCCAUUUCAUUUCAUUUUUUCGCUCACAUCGGCUGUCAGUUAUUUGAUAAACCAAUUUUUGCAGUUUCGCAAUGUUUUCUGGACGUAAAGUUAAAUGGAAUCAUUUUGGAAAGAAACAUUCAUUGAGAUUUUCGGAUUAUGAAAUGGAAUAUGUUGAUUUAUAUGAUGUAAGUUAUCCGAACUUGAAAAUCACGAAUAUCUAAGAUAUGUUUUAGGCUCUCUUGAAAAAGAUUCGUGAAAUCCGCCCAGAUUUUGAGGGUGAUUUGGCGUUUAUUGAUUUGUAUGGUCGGCAAGUGAUUGUGACAAGUGAUAAAGAUAUUCGAGAGGCGAUUACACAGUCAAAAGGAAAACUCAAACUACACACAACAUUGAGAGAUGGAGCAGUUAUUUCGGCAGCUGAUAUGGCUGAAGCUGCGAGAAGACCAGCAAGAUCACAAAGUGUUCCACCAGUGAGUUUGACGGGGAGUGAGACCUUGUUUUACGAAGUUUUAAAUCUUUUCUAAUGUUCUAUGAAACAAAUAAUAUCAUUUUAUUUUUGAGAAACUAUUGAAGUUUUUUAACUGUUUGUGAAAGUACUAUGGGCUUUUUUUCAAAAUACCGACUGGACACAUAUGUACAUAUUUUUCCCCAUUUUUGGCUCCCCAUUUUUUCUCCAAUUUUCUGGAACUCGUUUUUUUUCUGACUGCUACUAGUACUAGGACUACUGUAGCUUUUCUUAGAAACCAGGUGAUUAUUUUUGAAAAUGGAAAUGUUAACAAAUCUCUGAUUUUGACAUCACCAGCUUUCACAGAAUCUCAGACAAUUAUUCGAGACGUAUAUAAUUUCAAAACCUAGCAAUUAUUUUUCGAGAUAAAAAACUGAUUUUUUCGAGCCAGCUAGUGCAAUAAUAUCAUGUUUAGAACACAGACGAUCGCAUUUCAAAAAAGAAAAAAAGUUCGAAAAGAUAUGGAUUACUGUAGUGUCUUGAGAAAAAAACAUGAACUUUUUCUGAUCGUUUUCGAGAAAUUUUGAUGGGAAAAAUAAAAGAAAAUCCUAUUUAUUUUGAAGUGCAUUAUAAAUAUGUUAUGAUUGAUGUCCAUGAAAAAUCACAUAAUCUUUUUUUUUUGGAAAUUUUCAGAAAAAGAAAAAUAUUCGAAUUUCCUGCCUCCAUCCUGAUAAUUCUUUUUCUCCUCCACUUUUCCUCGUAAUUCUUGUCCAAUGAAGUGAAAUAAAUUAGUGUUGAGGAAGUGAAAAAGGUAUUAGUACUAUGUAUGAGAAAAAUUUGAAUAGAACUAAUUUUUUGCUUUUUUCUUCUUUUAUUUACGUCAGCGAAAAAAUGAAGGAUAAUUAGAUACAAACAACAAAACACUUGUUUAUUAGAUUGAGAAAAAUUGGAGCAAAAAAAUAUCAAACUUUUUUUCGAAUAUUUUAUGUAUAACAAGAAAUUUGAAAAUAAAAACAAAACAUUCUUGCAGGAGAGAACUUAUAACACUUAUCCACAACGUUCGCCAUCAUCAAUGGAUAGUGCGCCAGCGACAGAUUAUUAUAGAUCAAGAGCAAUGUCGCCGCCACCAAUGUCUACUACAAAUUCGCAUUCUCCAAAACCAAUCGGAGAAGUUGUCAAGACAACUUAUUCGCAUCAUGGAAGUUUGAGCGGAUAUUCAGGGGUUAGUUUGGGAGAUCAACAAAAACAUUUCAGAUUUACGCUAUUUUCUUACAGUACCCUGGCCUAAAAUAUCCAUAUUCGCAAAGUAUUCUCUAUGGAAUGCCACCUCAUAAUAAUAUGUUAUGGCGUUUCCUUGCAAAUCCAUUCCCAUUCGGACAUCAUCAAAGUCGUGGAACAUUUAUUGGACCAAACAAAUAUCAUCAUUUUGGUGGAUAUCAACACGCUUAUAAUCAUUGGGGUGGACCAGGUCCAGUUUGGUAG